GAGGUCCACAGCAGCCCCUCAUUUACUGAGAGAGGAGGGUGGGGGGUGCCCUCCCCUGCCCUCCCGAUUGGCCCGGGGCCGGGCGUGUCAUACCCCCGCCCGCCAUCCAUCACAAACCAGCACCCGUUCUCGUGGUUACAUCAGAACCUCGCUGCCCCGGGGGCCCAGCUCCACACGCCGCGCAUGGUUCCGCACACGUCCUGCCUGCCCGGCUCGGCUCUGCGGGGUCGAUGCUGUAGCCGACUCUACGUGUGAAUCAUUCCCCCAAAGGUGCUGCCCAGCUGGGCCCAGAAAUGGGACGUCAGGCCUCCGAAAGGAGCACAGUGGAAGCCAGGGCGUCCCCGAGCCGCUGCUGUGACGGCCAGUGAGCGAGCAGCGGAGGAUGUCCACCACCGCGACGGUCGCCCCCACGGGGAUCCCGGCGGCCCCAGGCCCUGUGAACCCGCCCCCGCCGGAGGUCUCCAACCCCACCAAGCCGGGCCGCAAGACCAACCAGCUACAGUACAUGCAGAACGUGGUGGUGAAGACGCUCUGGAAGCACCAGUUCGCCUGGCCCUUCUACCAGCCCGUGGACGCCAUCAAGCUCAACCUGCCUGAUUAUCAUAAGAUAAUAAAGAACCCGAUGGACAUGGGGACUAUCAAGAAGAGACUAGAAAACAGUUAUUAUUGGAGCGCGAGCGAGUGUAUGCAGGACUUCAACACCAUGUUCACAAACUGUUACAUUUAUAACAAGCCCACAGAUGACAUAGUGCUAAUGGCCCAAGCCUUAGAGAAAAUUUUUCUGCAGAAAGUGGCCCAGAUGCCCCAGGAGGAAGUUGAAUUAUUACCCCCUGCUCCGAAGGGCAAAGGCCGGAAGCCGGCUGGCGGAACCCAGAGUGCAGGUACGCAGCAAGUGGCGGCCGUGUCCUCUGUCACCCCAGCAGCCCCCUUUCAGAGCGUCCCCCCCACCGUCUCCCAGACGCCCGUCAUUGCCGCCACCCCUGUGCCAACCAUUACUGCAAACAUCACGUCGGUCCCCGUCCCCCCGGCCGCCGCCCCACCUCCUCCCUCGACGCCCAUCAUCCCCGUGGUCCCUCCCACACCGCCUGUCGUCAAGAAAAAGGGUGUGAAGCGGAAAGCAGACACCACGACGCCCACGACGUCGGCCAUCACCGCGAGCCGGAGCGAGUCGCCCCCGCCGCUGUCGGACCCCAAGCAGGCCAAGGUGGUGGCGCGGCGAGAGAGCGGGGGCCGCCCCAUCAAGCCGCCCAAGAAGGACCUGGAGGACGGCGAGGUGCCGCAGCACGCGGGCAAGAGGGGCAAGCUGUCGGAGCACUUGCGGCACUGUGACAGCAUCCUCAAGGAGAUGCUGUCCAAGAAGCACGCGGCCUACGCCUGGCCCUUCUACAAGCCGGUGGACGCCGAGGCCCUGGAGCUGCACGACUACCACGACAUCAUCAAGCACCCGAUGGACCUCAGCACCGUCAAGAAGAAGAUGGACAGCCGCGAGUACCCAGACGCGCAGGGUUUCGCAGCUGACAUCCGGUUAAUGUUCUCCAAUUGCUACAAGUACAACCCCCCGGACCACGAGGUGGUGGCCAUGGCCAGGAAGCUCCAGGACGUGUUUGAGAUGCGGUUCGCCAAGAUGCCGGACGAGCCUGCGGAGGCACCGGCGCUGCCCGCCCCUGCGGCCCCCGUGCUGAGCAAGGGCGCCGAGAGCAGCCGCAGCAGCGAGGAGAGCUCCUCGGACUCGGGCAGCUCGGACUCGGAGGAGGAGAGGGCCACCAGGCUGGCGGAGCUGCAGGAGCAGCUGAAGGCCGUGCACGAGCAGCUGGCCGCCCUGUCGCAGGCCCCAGUGAAUAAGCCAAAGAGGAAAAAGGAGAAGAAGGAGAAGGAGAAGAAGAAGAAGGACAAGGACAAGGACAAGGACAAGGAGAGGCACAAGGCGAAGUCCGAGGACGACAAGAAGGCCAAGGUGGCCCCACCUGCCAAGCAGGCCCAACCGAAGAAGCCUCCCGCCAAGAAGGCCAGCAGCACGGCCGCGGCCAGCAGGCAGCCCAAGAAGGGUGGCAAGCAGGCGUCGGCCUCCUACGACUCGGAGGAGGAGGAAGAGGGCUUGCCCAUGAGCUACGACGAGAAGCGCCAGCUCAGCCUGGACAUCAACCGGCUGCCCGGGGAGAAGCUGGGCCGGGUGGUGCACAUCAUCCAGUCCCGGGAGCCCUCGCUCAGGGACUCCAACCCUGACGAGAUAGAGAUUGACUUUGAGACUCUGAAACCCACCACGUUGCGGGAACUAGAGAGAUACGUCAAGUCUUGUUUACAGAAAAAGCAAAGGAAGCCAUUCUCCACGAGCGGGAAGAAGCAGGCGGCCAAGUCGAAGGAGGAGUUAGCUCAGGAAAAGAAGAAGGAGUUAGAGAGGCGGCUGCAGGAUGUCAGCGGACAGCUGAACAACAAGAAGCCUGCCAAGAAAGAGAAAGCGGGCUCCGCGCCCUCGGGAGGGCCGUCCCGGCUCAGCAGCAGCAGCUCGUCCGCAUCCGGGAGCAGCAGUUCCAGCGGAUCCAGCUCCGACAGCAGCGACUCGGAAUGAGCUCUGGACUCACAGAACGGCACAAAACCAGCGACGUCGCACACGCCCCAACUCUGCAGUGUUCCCUUCUAUGGUUAAUAUACUACUUUCGUUCCAUGGUGUGCGGGCUUUCUUCUUAACUCAGUGUUAUGGUAGCUUCCAGUUUUUGCUUUAAUAGGUCAGAGAUCUUUCUCGUGGGUACGUGAGGCUUUAUGAGACGGUGCGACUCUGCAUAAAGUCUUUGUAACCGAACUCUGUUGCUUGGAGAUGGUAACUUCGAACGCUGACCUGACAGCCGUAGAGAAAACGUGCCAGAUGCGGUCUGAGGUUUCUUGCGAAACGCCUCUGUUACGCCCCACCUGGUCUCUAGCUCCGGAACGCAUUGUUGCAAAGGAACUUUCUCUGGAUGGUACUGUAUGGAAAGCGGUCAGCUUGGCAAACAGGCGCUUUGUCCUUUGGGCCCCGAGCUCAGCCUCGCGGCUGGGGUCGCCUCUUUCUGGGGGCGCGGAGAACAGCCAGCCUGGCAUGGGCUUCGGGGGCCCCGUCCAGCUCCAGGCAGGGCCUCUGCGGGGGCGGGGAGAGAGGCAGGCGGGCGCGGAGAGGAGGGGUGUCCGGGGCUCCCGGAAGGGAACACGGGGGCUGCGUGUGCAGCUCAUAGGUUUCCAUACACUGAAACUUUUACCUCAACUUAAGAAAAAAAAACACAACAAAAAACAAAACAAAAAAAAGAUUAAAAAGACAAAAAAUAAAUAAAAAAAAUAAAAGGAGACUUUUUUGUAAGGUUCAGCAGUUUUCUACGAAAGCCCAGCCCGACGUGUGUCCCCAACUCAUCAGCUGCCGCACACCCUGGAACCGUUUCCCCAGCUUCAUGUAUAUAUGAAUACUUUAUUUAUUAACAUCAUUGGUCAUUUUUUUAAAAAAAGAAAAGAAAAACAAAACUGCAAAAGAAAUGCAUUAAAAAAAAAAAAUCGCAGAAGUGCAGGCCUCGUCAGUGGUUGGCAGGAGAGCCCCGGACUCCGGCCUGCAGGUGCUGGUGCCCCACCGCCCGUGCCGGCCCCCCUCCCGGCUCCGCUGGGGUUCCGCGUCUGUUCUUCGUGUGUGUGUGUGUGUGUGUGUGUGUGUGUGUGUGUGUGUGUGUGAGAGAGAGAGAGAGAGAGAGAGAGAGAGAGACGUUUGGAGACGUACAGACAA
Molecule: messenger RNA, 3736 nt
Organism: Prionailurus viverrinus (fishing cat)
Lineage: Eukaryota; Metazoa; Chordata; Mammalia; Carnivora; Felidae
Gene: BRD3
Product: bromodomain containing 3
Exons: 12
Coding region: 383-2566 (727 amino acids)
Biological process (GO): chromatin remodeling; regulation of DNA-templated transcription
Cellular component (GO): nucleus; chromatin
Source: RefSeq, a predicted model, not a curated record